This is a messenger RNA of Leptopilina heterotoma, 1452 nucleotides long. It is a transcript of the gene Rpt6, whose product is annotated as 26S proteasome regulatory subunit 8. The transcript is spliced from 6 exons. Gene Ontology annotation, biological process: proteasome-mediated ubiquitin-dependent protein catabolic process. Lineage: Eukaryota; Metazoa; Arthropoda; Insecta; Hymenoptera; Figitidae. Gene Ontology annotation, molecular function: ATP hydrolysis activity; ATP binding; proteasome-activating activity. The record is from RefSeq and is a predicted model, not a curated record. The coding region runs from base 142 to 1359 and encodes 405 amino acids. Gene Ontology annotation, cellular component: proteasome regulatory particle, base subcomplex.
UUGUUCAUGGUAACAUGACAUGCAAUUCUGUUUCUAAAUUUCUGACUGAAUGUGUAUGCUAACAUAAAAAUUACUUUGUAAUGUUGAAUUAAAUAAUUGAAAUAAAAGAAAUUUUAGAAAGGAUAGUUUUUAUAAUCCAAGAUGACACUUAUCAAUAAGAUGGAAGUAGAUGAAAAAGCUGCCAAGGGUGAAGGUUUUAAACCUUAUUACAUUACAAAAAUUGAAGAGCUCCAGUUAAUAGUUGCUGAGAAAAGUCAAAAUCUUCGACGACUUCAAGCACAAAGAAACGAACUGAAUGCAAAAGUUCGUAUGUUGCGAGAAGAGUUACAACUUCUUCAAGAACAAGGCUCUUAUGUUGGAGAGGUUGUGAAGCCAAUGGAUAAAAAGAAGGUUUUAGUUAAAGUUCACCCUGAAGGGAAAUUUGUGGUUGAUUUAGAUAAAAAUAUUGAUAUAAAUGACGUAACGCCAAAUUCACGAGUAGCACUUCGAAAUGAAAGUUAUACUCUUCAUAAAAUUUUGCCAAAUAAAGUUGAUCCUCUUGUAUCUUUGAUGAUGGUGGAAAAAGUGCCAGACUCAACUUAUGAAAUGGUCGGUGGCUUGGACAAGCAGAUUAAAGAAAUUAAAGAAGUCAUCGAAUUACCCGUUAAGCAUCCAGAAUUAUUCGAUGCUCUUGGAAUAGCGCAACCUAAGGGAGUACUUCUUUAUGGACCUCCAGGUACGGGAAAAACUUUAUUGGCAAGAGCAGUUGCUCACCAUACGGAGUGCACUUUCAUUCGAGUGUCUGGAUCUGAAUUGGUUCAAAAGUUUAUUGGAGAGGGAUCGCGAAUGGUUCGAGAAUUAUUCGUAAUGGCUAGAGAACAUGCACCGUCUAUUAUUUUUAUGGAUGAAAUUGAUUCCAUUGGUAGUUCUCGAAUUGAAUCUGGUUCGGGAGGUGAUAGUGAGGUACAACGUACAAUGCUCGAACUUCUAAAUCAGUUGGAUGGUUUUGAAGCUACUAAAAAUAUAAAAGUUAUUAUGGCAACAAAUCGCAUUGACAUUCUGGACCCGGCUUUACUGCGUCCCGGACGUAUUGAUCGUAAAAUUGAGUUUCCCCCACCAAACGAAGAAGCUAGAUUGGACAUUUUGAAAAUUCAUUCUAGAAAAAUGAAUCUAACUCGUGGUAUAAAUUUAAGAAAAAUUGCAGAAUCAAUGCCAGGAGCGUCUGGCGCUGAAGUCAAGGGAGUGUGCACAGAAGCUGGUAUGUACGCUCUUCGUGAAAGGCGUGUUCAUGUUACACAAGAGGAUUUUGAAAUGGCAGUGGCUAAAGUUAUGCAAAAAGACUCGGAAAAAAAUAUGUCCAUCAAGAAGUUGUGGAAAUAAAUGUUUUAUUUACUGUCAAAUUAAUUUACUCAAAAUAUUACUCAGCAUUUUUUCAUUAAAAAAUAAUAAAAUUAAAUUGAAAAAUUGAAAAAA